Molecule: messenger RNA, 1041 nt
Organism: Rhinolophus ferrumequinum (greater horseshoe bat)
Lineage: Eukaryota; Metazoa; Chordata; Mammalia; Chiroptera; Rhinolophidae
Gene: NPBWR1
Product: neuropeptides B and W receptor 1
Exons: 1
Coding region: 1-981 (326 amino acids)
Biological process (GO): neuropeptide signaling pathway
Cellular component (GO): membrane; neuron projection
Molecular function (GO): neuropeptide binding; neuropeptide receptor activity
Source: RefSeq, a predicted model, not a curated record
AUGCACAACGCGUCGUACUCGGAGCUGGGGCUCUUCAACGCGUCGCGCCCCGACCCUGCGCUGGGAUGCGCCAACGAGUGGAGCCCUCUGCCGCCGCCGCUGGCCGUGGCCGUGCCAGUCGUCUACGCGGUGAUCUGCACCGUAGGACUGGCGGGCAACUCUGCAGUACUGUACGUGCUGCUGCGGGCGCCGCGUAAGAAGACUGUCACCAACCUGUUUAUUCUCAACCUGGCCAUCGCUGACGAGCUCUUCACUCUCGUGCUGCCCAUUAAUAUCGCGGACUUCCUGCUGCGGCAGUGGCCCUUCGGGGAGAUCAUGUGCAAGCUCAUCUUGGCCAUCGACCAGUGCAAUACCUUCUCCAGCCUCUACUUCCUUACGGUCAUGAGCGCCAACCGCUACCUCGUGGUGCUGGCCACUGCAGAGUCGCGCCGUGUGACCGGGCGCACUUACGGCGCCGCCCGCGCCGUGAGCCUGGCCGUAUGGGGGCUUGUGACACUCGUCGUGCUGCCUUUCGCGGUCUUCGCCGGGCUGGACGACGACCAGGGCCGGCGCCAGGGCGUAUUGGUCUUCCCGCAGCCCGAGGCCUUCUGGUGGCAGGCGAGCCGUCUCUACACGCUUGUACUAGGCUUUGCCAUCCCGGUGUCCACCAUCUGCGUCCUCUAUAUCGCCCUACUCUGCCGGCUGCGCCCUAUACGCCUCGAUAGUCACGCCAAGGCUCUGGACCGCGCUAAGAAGCGAGUGACAUUUUUGGUGGUUGCGAUCCUGGCCGUGUGCCUCCUCUGCUGGACGCCUUACCACCUGAGCACCGUGGUGGCGCUCACCAUCGAUCUUCCACAGACGCCGCUGGUCAUCACGGUCUCCUACUUCAUCACCAGCUUGAGCUAUGCCAAUAGCUGCCUCAAUCCUUUCCUAUUCGCUUUCCUGGACGAUAGCUUCCGCAGGAGUCUUCGCCAGAUGCUAGCGUGCCGCGCUGCCGCCUGAAACCCCCGCGCACCCCGCUCGCCCAUCCCGGCACCGGCAGCCCUGCGGCUCUCGGAGUUC